Molecule: messenger RNA, 1140 nt
Organism: Colletotrichum truncatum
Lineage: Eukaryota; Fungi; Ascomycota; Sordariomycetes; Glomerellales; Glomerellaceae
Source: RefSeq, a predicted model, not a curated record
AUGCAGUUCUUCAAGUUAGCCGCCGUGGCCGCCGCUUUGCUGGGCCAGUCCUCCGCGCUCCCCAGCCCGGAGAAGAACUGCAUUGACUCGGAGGUCCCCUACAUUCGUUCUUACUUCUACGUCGGGGGAGGGUACGUCGACGAUGGCUCCGGUGGACACAUCUUCCGGGACCAGAUGUACGUUGAGAAGCUGCUUCCUGUCAACGGAGUAAGCCAGGAGACGCCGAUCGUCCUGAUCCACGGGCAAGCUCAGACCGGUAGCAACUUCCUCAACAAGCCCGAUGGCGGUCGUGGCUGGGCCUCUCACUUUGUGAGACAAGGUUUCGAGGUCUACAUCGUUGAUCAGACCUUCCGUGGCCGUUCCGCCUGGAUGCCCGCCUAUGGCGCGUCCAAGCCAUCAACCUACUCUGCUGAGAUUAUCCAACAACGCUUCACUGCUGUAAAGGACUACAUGCUCUGGCCUCAAGCUAUCAACCAUACCCAAUGGCCCGGCACCGGUGUUAUGGGCGACGCCGUUUUCGACGAGUUCUACAGCUCCAAUGUCCAGUUCGUCAACAACGCCACGUACCAGCAGAAGACUGUCCAGGAUGCUGGUGCUCUUCUUCUUGAUAAGAUCGGCCGCCCCGCCGUCGUUCUUGGCCACAGCCAGGGCGGCCUCAUGCCCAUCAUCAUCGCCGAUGCCCGUCCUGAGCUCACCAAGGCCCUGAUCCUCCUCGAGCCCACUGGCCCCCCUUUCCGCGAGGCCGUCUUCAGCACCAAGGCCGGCCGCCCUUACGGCUUGACCGACAUUCCUAUUACCUACUCUCCAGAGGUCACGGACCCGGCCACCGACCUCGUUCAGCAGGCCUACGCCGCCAAGGGCGAAAACUACGUUGAGUGCAUGCUGCAAGCCGAGGAGCCUGCCCCCCGCCAGCUCGUCAACCUCGCCAGCAAGCCUAUUCUCCUUGUUACCUCUGAGGCCUCCUACCACGCGCCCUACGACCACUGCACUGUGGAGUACCUGCAGCAGGCUGGCUGCAGCAAGGCCGAGCACCUCGAGCUUGGUGAGGCUGGCAUCCACGGUAAUGGUCACAUGUUUUUCAUGGAGAAGAACAGCUACGAGAUCCAAAAGGUCCUUCGUGACUGGAUUCUGGCGCUAUAG